Messenger RNA from Balaenoptera ricei (Rice's whale), 735 nucleotides. RefSeq names its product anthrax toxin receptor-like. The record is from RefSeq and is a predicted model, not a curated record. Gene Ontology annotation, molecular function: signaling receptor activity. The transcript has 7 exons. Bases 129 to 452 code for a protein of 107 amino acids. Lineage: Eukaryota; Metazoa; Chordata; Mammalia; Artiodactyla; Balaenopteridae. Gene Ontology annotation, cellular component: membrane.
AUGAGCAGAUUUCGAGAGUUUUCUACAAUAACAGGAAAGCUGCCAGCCUAGUUUAUGCUCUGACCGCUGGACCACUGCUGCCAUCGACAUUACGGGAUGCUAAGAAUGAAGCCAGCAGGCUUCGGAAUAUGAAGACCAAGGUUUACUGCCUGGGUGUAAAAGACUAUCAGAGAGACCAGCUCGUGGGAAAUUCCUGUAAGGAAGUUAUGGGUGGGGACACAUUCUAUGCCUGUGUAAGAGAAUCCUACCAACUUGGGUUUUAUGCAUAUGGCCUAAGUCCAGACAGAAUGAAAGACUAUACUUGCAGAUAUAAGUUGGACAAAACCGAAGUCUUCACUAAACCACCUAACUCAGUGACUGAAGAAAAAAUAAUUUGCCCAGGACAUAUUUUUCUUAAGGCUGGACACAUGAGACUGUGGAGCCCCCAGCUGUCCCAACUACAACCACAGUGACCACAGUGCCUACCACUGUCAGGACCAGUAGGACGACAACAAGGACGACGACGACCCCAACGCCUACAACUGUCAGGACCAGUAGGACGACGACAAGGACGACGACGACCCCAACGCCUACAACUGUCAGGACCAGUAGGACGACGACAAGGACGACGACGACCCCAACGCCUACAACUGUCAGGACCAGUAGGACGACGACAAGGACGACGACGACCCCAACGCCUACAACUGUCAGGACCAGUAGGACGACGACAAGGACGACGACGACCCCAAUGCCUAC